Aspergillus pseudotamarii is the source of this 1506-nucleotide messenger RNA. RefSeq lists its product as uncharacterized. The transcript has 2 exons. The coding region runs from base 162 to 1268 and encodes 368 amino acids. The record is from RefSeq and is a predicted model, not a curated record. Lineage: Eukaryota; Fungi; Ascomycota; Eurotiomycetes; Eurotiales; Aspergillaceae.
GCCAGUUAUAGCUAUAGCUCUGGCAGCAAUGACCUAGGAUCAAGGGGCUUAGUCUUGCAUUAACUGAAAUAGCUUGGCGUUAGCUUGGUUUUCUUGACCUUGGUGAGUCUCAUCCGGACUUUUGUGAGAGGGUCGAUGGAGCAAUAUAUGAAGAGAAGACAAUGCCUAUUCUCCGAUCAUUCCAUUCACGGAAAGAAAGUGAACAACUUCCGCUUCCUACUUAUACUCACUCUCUGCCGUAUACGAUGGCAUACCGGUCAGACCCACACUUUUUGUUGACCCUCUUUCGUGAACUCUUCAAUACCUUUAUUCAUUCCACCGGAGAUGACCCACUACUUGCGCGAACGCAUCGAUCUAUCCAAAAUCAACCUGUCCAAACGAAUAAUACUUUACUAUUAGUACCGAUUACUCUAGGGCUUCUCCUUAACCUCUUAAUACGGUACAUUAUUGGUCGUGUCCUAAUGUCUAUCUUAAUCCUUGAAACUGUAGAGAAGCAGGCUGAUGCUUCUGAGCUGGGGGACAAGAAGCCAGCUCCCUCCAGUCGCCAACUGCUCCGAACCAGUGCCAUACUCUACCGCACUGGGGGUGUCCGUCUUCUCCUGAAUGGUAUCGGUUCCGCCUGUACUUACUGGACGAUGCACAUCUCGGUGGCAAAAUUAUCGACUACUCUGCUUCCCAGCCCGGCCGCGCAUAUCCUUGCAUCAGUCCUACUCGCUGAGACCCAUUUUCUCUGGACCGCGCGCACCAUCCUUCCGCGUAACCAGCUGCGCUUCGUGUCCAACCCCGGCGACCGCCAGAGGUGGAAAGCGCUGGUGCUUCCAACUUUAGUCUAUGCCGCGGCUGAAGCGGUGAUGAUGCAUUUGACAGCUCUAUUCGACAGCAGCAUCUCCCCACCGCCGGACGGGGAAGUCACAAUAGCGGGAUUAUUGUACAUUGUGAGAUCCGACAUCCUCGUAUCAGGGCUCAUGCUCGCUGCCCAGUUGUUUCUCCUUCUUCCCUCUUACAUGGUGUUAAUCCUGGUCCAGGCCAGUUUUCUGCCGCCCACUUGCGAGACGCUGAUCUUCAAUCCAUCGAGGCAGCAGCACCGGGGCAGACGGGUGGGAGAGAUCUUUUCAGCGGUCAAUCGAGGACCGCGACAAGCACAACAGGCGGUGCAGAUGAUUGAGAUCGGACAGUUACUCAGUUGUCUGGAAUUGCAUGGGAAGAUGUGUCUAUGUUUGGUUGGGGUUGCCGCCAUGGUGCAUUCAGUGGUCUACUGUAUGUUGUAGAAGGAAUACCAGCGUCCCACGACUACAUUUUCGAACCUGGUUUCUCGACGCUAAAUGUCCUCGUGGAGGAAUUAGUUAGAGUACCUUCUACACUGGGCCAAUAAAGAGUGCCGGCUGGAAUCCCUUCCGGCUUCGCCAGCAGACGAAUAAAAUGAGGAGAUAAAGAAACGGUAAAAGUCAUCUUCCUGCACCAGUGGUGUCUCCAAGACCCUUUUGUAUCUAAGUCAGUGUUCUAAAG